CCCAAAGUCUCAAACUCCCAAUAAUACCCAAAACAAAAGAAAAACAAGAAGAAAAACUUCCAAAUUUCUCUCGCAACCCUAGAUUUCAAAUUGGCGGGAGUUUCAUUCUUCUCUUCUUCUCUCUCUGAAAAAUUCUAGGGCAAGCUUUUGCUUCAUGGCGGAGAUCGCAACAACCAGUACAGACACUUCAUCUCUACGGCCGAGUAGAAAGAAGAAAUCUAAAGUUUCAGUAGAAUCUGAUGAUGUUUCAAUUGGGGAAAAGCAUGACGAGAAUAAUAGUGGUCCAACACCGACUGAAGAAGAAACUCCAGUUGGGUCUGAUGAUAUUGGUUCUAACGAUGAUUUUGAAGAAAUUGGACCUAGUAAUAAAAGGAAACGUAUCCCUAAAGUUCCUGCAAAUCUUAAAAAUGUUGAUCUGAGUUUGAUUGAUACCAUCAAAGGUAAUGGGAAGCAAAUACCCCAUGUGGUCAAGAACUGGGUGGAGCAAUAUGAAAAGAGUCCUAAAUCUGCUAUGGUUGAAUUGCUCAUGAUGCUUUUCGAGGUUUGUGGAGCUAAAUAUUCUCUCAUCGAGAAGGACUUAGAUGACACAGAAGUGGAUAAUGUGGUGGUCAGUCUGGUGGAGCUUGCCCAGAAAGGAGAAGUAGAAGAUUACCACAGCUCUAAGCGGAAGGAGUUCAAAAACUUUAAAGAAAACCUUUUAUCUUUCUGGGACAAUCUGGUCAUUGAGUGCCAAAAUGGUCCACUGUUGGAUGAGGUUCUGUUUGAAAAGUGUAUGGACUAUGUUAUCGCAUUGUCAUGCUCUCCUCCAAGAGUUUUUCGCCAAGUUGCUUCGUUAAUUGGCCUCCAACUUGUCACAUCCUUCAUUACUGUUGCAAAGAUGCUGGGGUCUCAGCGUGAAACUACACAGAGACAGUUAACAACUGAAGUCAAAAAAAGAAAAGAGGGUCCACGUGUGGAUUCACUAGGCAAAAGGUUGGAAAUGACCCAGGAAAAAAUUAAUGUGAUUGAGAAUAUGAUGCGGAAGUUAUUUAAAGGGUUGUUUGUGCAUCGUUACCGGGACGUUGAUCCAAAUAUCCGUAUGUCAUCCAUACAAUCUCUUGGCGUCUGGGUUCUGUCGUAUCCCUCAAUGUUCUUGCAAGAUUUAUACUUGAAGUACCUCGGAUGGACAUUAAACGAUAAAAAUGCUGGUGUUCGAAAAUGUUCUAUCCUUGCUUUGCAAAAUCUCUAUGAGGUUGAUGAUAAUGUCCCAUCACUUGGGCUUUUCACCGAAAGAUUUUCAAACCGAAUGAUCGAACUCGCUGAUGACAUUGAUGUUUCUGUUUCUGUGUGUGCCAUAGGCCUUCUGAAACAAUUAUUAAGACAUCAGCUUCUAUCUGAUGAGGACUUGGGUCCUUUGUACGAUUUGCUUAUUGACGAACCGCCAGAAAUCAGGCGAGCAAUAGGAGCACUGGUGAAUGAUCACUUGAUUGCUCAGAAAUUUAGUACCUCGAAAGGAGAUGAAAAUGACUCGUCCGAUGUUCAUCUAGGAAGAUUACUGCAAAUACUGAGGGAGUUUACGGCAGAUCCAAUUCUAAUAACCUAUGUUAUUGAUGAUGUCUGGGAUUAUAUGAAGGCUAUGAAAGACUGGAAGUUCAUUGUGUCUAUGCUUUUGGACGAGAAACCCGGGAAAGACUUUACGGAUGUUGAUGCCACAAACUUGGUUCGACUGCUUCAUUCAUCGUCUAAGAAAGCUGUCGGAGAAAGAAUUGUGCCUGCUACUGAUAACCGAAAGCAGUACUACAACAAAGCUCAAAAGGAAGCACUGGAAAAUAAUAGACGGGACAUAACUUUGGCAAUGAUGAACAAUUACCCAAAACUGUUGCCCAAAUUCAUGGCUGACAAGGACAAAGUGUCACCGCUGGUAGAGAUAAUUCUGAAUAUGAAUCUCGAGCUAUAUUCGCUUAAGAGGCAAGAACAGAAUUUUGAAAAAGUUCUCCGGUUCAUUAAAGAAGCAUUUUUCAAACAUGGUGAAAAAGAACCUUUGAGGUCCUGUGUCAAGGCUAUGAGCUUUUGUUCUACUGAGAGUCAAGGAGACCUGCAAGAUUGUGCACACACCAAAUUAAAGGAGCUAGAGGAUGAACUUAUAACAAAGCUUAAGUCUGCAAUGAAACAAGUGGAGGGAGGCGAUGAUGACUACUCUUUUCUCGUUAAUUUGAAACGAGUAUAUGAACUCCAAUUAGCAAAGUGUGUACCCAUUGAAAUCUUAUUUGAAGAUUUUGUCAGGAUUCUUGAAGGAAACAGAAAUAUGGAUGAAGAGGUUGUAUGUUUUCUGCUUCUGAACAUGUAUAUGCAUGUAACCUGGUGUCUGCGGUCUAUUAUAGAUGAAGAAAGUAUUUCUCAAAAAUCACUAGAUUCAUUAUUGUCCAAACGUACUACCUUGUUUAAGCAACUUGAAUACUUCCUUAACACCCAUUCUGAAGCUGGGAGAGAUGGAAGAUACGGAAGGCAGCUUGCUUGUCGAGUCUGUGGUAUACUCGCUGAGAUGUGGUUCAUGUUUAGAAAGUCGAAUUUUGCUUCAUCAAAGUUGGAAGGAUUAGGAUUUUGUCCUGACGUGCCUAUGGUUCAAAAAUUCUGGUCUCUUUGUGAACAACAACUCAAUAAAGACGAAAUUGAAGAUGAUGAAGCCAAUCAAGAAUACAUAGAAGAGACAAAUAAAGAAGCAAUCAUGAUUGCAGCAUCGAAGUUGGUUGCAAGUGAUGCGGUUCCUAAGGACUAUCUUGCUCCCGAAACCAUAUCGCAUUUCUUGAUGCAUGGACCAAAUGUUGGGGAGAUUGUCAAGCAGCUGAUUUCUGUCCUGAAGAAGACAGCCGAUCGAGAUGUUUGUAAUAUAUUUCUGGAAUCACUGAAAAGGGCAUAUAAUCGGCACGUCUUGGAGGUUUCAAAAAGUGACGAUGAAUCUUUAACGAGUAAGUCUCUUACAGAGUGUAAGGACCUAGCUGCUCGGCUUGCUGAAACGUUCGUUGGUGCUGCUCGAAACAAGUAUAGGUCAGACAUUCUUAAGAUUGUUAAAGAGGGCAUCUUGUUUGCCUUUGAGGAUGCUCCAAGACAGCUUAGUUUUCUUGAAGCUAUACUACAUUUUGUAUAUAGACUUCCAACAUCAGACAUCUUAGAAAUCGUAAAGGAUGUCCAGAAACGCACAGAGAAUGUUAAUACUGAUGAAGAUCCUAGCGGGUGGCGUCCUUAUGUCACUUUUGUUGAUCAUUUACGUGAGAAGUAUGCGAAGAAUGCGGGUCUUAAUGACGACAAAGAGGGAUCUGUUGCGGGUCGCAGAGGUCGUUCACGUAAACGCCGUAAUAUACAGGGGAAGAAACUCUUUGAUGAACAAGAAUCAAGUGAAGAAGAUGACUAUAUUAGUGCAUCUGACCAGGAAGGUCCAGAAGAAGAAGAUCAAGAUGAGGAGGAUGCUCCUCUGAUACAUUCUUUCAAGUCUGCAGCGAAAUUGAGGUCUUUGAGAGUUCAAAGACAGGAAAGCAAAUCCAAAGAUUCUGGGAAAGCUCCUCAAGAGGAUGCAUCUGAUUCUAGAAUGUCAGGUUCUUCUGAGUAAUUCUACCUUCGGUAUAGCAUGCACAUGUUAUCGGCUGAGGCGUGUUGGAAGUGUAAAUUCUGUACUAGUCAGAUGAGUUUUACCAAUAGAAAGCUAACCUUUAAUGUUUUAUUAGAGGAAAAAUGUAACCAUUUCUUUCUGCUAGUAAUGUCGUGUCAGUAAAUAUUAUCUUUGUUCCUACUCAUUGUGUAUCAUUAUAGUCCUUGUAGUGAUCAGGGUUCAGGAAUUACUUGGUUUUGGAGUUAUUUUUGCAAAUAGCGAGUAAGCUCUCUUGAUAUGCUUGUUUUAAAAUUCCACAAGUCCCGCCUUCACAGACUAAUUUCCACGGUCUGUAAAAUAUUUUAAGCUCAAAUGUAACAGGGGUGGGAUUUUGAUAUAGAAUUUGAAGAUUCUAGAUCAUUUUUGUA
This is a messenger RNA of Papaver somniferum (opium poppy), 3990 nucleotides long. Its product is annotated as sister-chromatid cohesion protein 3-like. The coding region runs from base 155 to 3583 and encodes 1142 amino acids. NCBI's taxonomy places the organism in Eukaryota, Viridiplantae, Streptophyta, Magnoliopsida, Ranunculales, Papaveraceae. Gene Ontology annotation, molecular function: chromatin binding. The transcript has 22 exons. The record is from RefSeq and is a predicted model, not a curated record. Gene Ontology annotation, cellular component: cohesin complex; chromatin; nucleus. Gene Ontology annotation, biological process: sister chromatid cohesion.